AUGAGCGAAGAAUACGAAAGCGUAGCUCUGGUCAAGCCUGAAGUAUUUAUUUACAAAAUCCCUCCUCUUGCCAAUAAUAAAGGACAUAAGGCUGUUGAGUGGUCAUUAGAUAACCCUGAUUGGUCAGGAAGACUCAAGCUUGUUGGUUUGGGCAAGCGACUUGAACUUCGAUUGGAAGAUAAAACUACUGGUGCACAUUUCGCAACAUGUCCAAUUGAUGCCCAUCCAGGACUCGCGGUGGAGCCUGUAUCAGAUUCAUCUCGUUAUUUCGUAAUCCGAUUACUUCAAAAAGAAACUGGUAAAACUGUUUUCAUUGGACUCGGUUUCGCCGAUCGUGGAGACGCUUUCGACUUCAAUGUAGCUCUGCAGGAUCAUUUCAAAUAUGUUGAAAAAUCAGCUGAGUUUGAGCAAAACGAAAAAAACACUCAACCUGCUCUUGAUUUGGCAUUCAAAGAAGGACAAACAAUUUCUAUCAAUUUAAAAAAGAAUAAUGAUGGACUACCUGCUGCACCGCGGCCCAGACCACCGCCAACUUCUGGAGGUAUUGUACCACUUCUUCCACCUCCACCCGGAUCUUCUAAUAGAGUUCGGUCUAAUGCUCCAGUUUCAACGAAUCUCCCAGUCAGUAACUCUGAUUUGUUAAAUCUCUGA
Molecule: messenger RNA, 651 nt
Organism: Auanema sp. JU1783
Lineage: Eukaryota; Metazoa; Nematoda; Chromadorea; Rhabditida; Rhabditidae
Source: the annotation of a GenBank genome assembly